GGGGUUCCAGGAGUGGCUGCCUAAUGACAACGGUGUGCCUCAGGGAGCCCGGGACACCGCCGGUGUCACCAGCACCAGGUGCUCUGACGCUGGCUCUUCCGUGCCCAGGCCUCCGAGCCCCGUCAGCCCCACAGCGCUGUGAGGUUAGGUCGCUUCUGGGGACCCUACGGAGGGCAGAGCACCACGCCACCCAAGAAGGAGCCUCUGUAAAGCCACCACGGCCCGAGUGAGGACAGGACUUCUCACAUUUCUCUUCAUCCUCCCCAGCAUCACACGAGCAGCUCCUCGCCAGCUCCCAGCAGUUGGGAGAGGAGGACCUUGGUGGCACGUUCUGUUAUUUCCCUCGCUCGCUUCAAGGAGCACCAUGGAAUGUGGCUGUGCAGCUGGAAGGGGCUCUGGUAGGAGAGCAGCUCUGUGGAGUCAGCAGAAGGAACAGUCAGUCUGCAGGCAGAGCCAGUCACCACUGUGCAGUUCAAGAUUUGUUUGGAGAAUCUCACGGUGCAGGUGAAGUGGUACAAACCUGAAUGUCUGGAGGAGGAGAUUCAAAUCAACACUGUAGUUCUUGGAGAAAACUGUAUGAAUUUCAGCAGCUCAAGCCUGUGUAUAGCCUGCACAGAAAUCUGUGUGUGUAGGGUCUCCAUCACAAGACCAAACUCGACAGGCACUGGAAGCAGCACACAAACAGCAAUUCUCAGAGAAAAGUGUAUGAAUUUCAGCAGCUCAGGCCCGUGUAUAGCCUGCACAGAAAUCUGUGUGUGUAGAGUCUCCAUCACAGGACCAAACUCCACAUACCCUGGAAACGGCACACAAACAACGGUUCUCAGAAAAAACCGUAUGAAUUUCAGCAGCUCAGGCCCAUGUAUAGCCUGCACAGAAAUCUGUGUGUGUAGAGUCUCCAUCACAGGACCAAACUCCACAUACCCUGGAAACGGCACACAAACAACGGUUCUCAGAAAAAACCGUAUGAAUUUCAGCAGCUCAGGCCCAUGUAUAGCCUGCACAGAAAUCUCUGUGUGUAGAAUCUCCAUCACAGGACCAAACUUAACAGACGCUGGAAACAGCACACAAGCAACAGUUCUCAGUAAGUGGCAGUGGGUCUGUUUCCAUGGGGGAGAUGAGUGGGCAGACAAGGAUGUUACAUCCAGCACUCCUCUGGUUCUUCCAUGUGUUGUUUCCCCUGAAAGCAUCCCGAGAACUGGAGGGGCCAACCCAGCACAGUCCCCUGGUUACAAGAGUGGAGGGUAGGAGGAGUCCUCAGGGAAAAAAGAGGGGGGAGCAGUAAGGGAGAAAACAGCCAGGUGUUUUACCAUGUGUGGGUGGGACCCACUGCCAAACUGGGGUAGGCACCAGUGGAUCAGAGGCUGUGAUGCUGGGAAAGGGCUCUGAUGCUCCAACUACCCCCUGGAUGAGUUUGGAGACCAUUCCCCACAGGAUUUUGUCAGCAACCCAAAGUCGGAGGUGGUUCAGGGUCUGGAAGCCGAAGUCUGGGAAGGAGCUGACCCUGCCAUGAAGGAGGCAAUGGCAGCAUGUGUCCCUGCAUGGGGGGAUGGUGGCUCACGAGUGCCUCUGUGAUGUUGCGUGUGCAGACUUCCUGUGCAUCCUCCUUGGCUUAGCGGUGGGGACGCUCCUUCACAUGCCAGUGAUUGGCUUCCUGCUGUGGCAGCGCAGAAGGAACAGAACAGGAGAGCUUCUGAGUGAGGAAGUGGCAGAGAAGAAUCAGACCAGUAUGGCAGCUCUGGUGACAGAGGCUGAGGACCUGACCUAUGCCAACCUGAACUUUGAAAUGAAAGUGACAGAACCUACCUCCUCCAAUAUCAUUUACACCAAGAUCAAGCCACUGCAACAGAAGCAGAGUGGUGGGGAUGACAGUGCUGCCAGCAAAGAUGUGAAUGUCUACUCCAAGGAAGAGGGAGAGUGAGGGAAGUGAGCAGCUUGUUGUCCACCUGUUGGGGUUGUCCUCAAAAACUAGGUGUUAGCUCGUACAGCAGUGCACUCUUGGUGACCAAAGACCCCUAUUAUCCCUGAGUGGCUGCAGACCCCUGCUUUAUAUUCCCCUGAAAGAAGCCACAUCUCACAGUGAGGGCAGAGCUCUUGAGUCUGUUUUCCCCUUGCCUUCUGCAGCUCCAAGCACUGCCAAGCCUCAGCAACUCUUUUUCCCCGUCUCCAAUCACUGGCAGCUUUUACUUCUCCAGCUACUUGCUCCACAUUCAGGAAUGACCCUUGGACACUGUGUGGCCAACAAGGUGUUCAGGAAGAGCUUGGUCGUGGACGUGCUGCAUGCCAUGGCCAUAAGAAUUCCUGGAGCAAUUUUUUGGAUUUUCGCUAGAGCAGGGACCUGCUGUGAUGUGGGUUGACCUUGCUCUCAUUCACUCACUUGAAACACAAGGGACAAGGAUGGCAAAGCAUUGCUUGCUUCACAGAGGUGCUGCUGCAGUGAUGCACAUGGAUCCCUUUUGUACUGGGGGUGGCUAUAUUUUUUUGCUGGUUUGGUGGUGAAUACCCUUCUCAUGGGUAGAGCACUCUCUUUUGUGCCCUCUUUUAUUGAUAAUGUUGUGUUUCUUGUGAGUUUUUCAAUAAAAUUACGAUUCCCACUUGUGCUCUCACCUGGUGUUUCCUCUGCUGUUGGAAGAGGAUGGGGGAAGAGGAGCAGCUUGACUGGAGUUAAUUUUCCCACUGGGUUUGAAACCAGCAUAUGGCUCUAAUGAUUUAGUGUUACAGCCACAAUAGAUGCUGAAGUUCAGAGAUGACCCUAAGAAGAUAAUCCAGAUCUUAUGGGUUAUUCUCAGAGCAUAUGAUGCAGCUUGGGCAGAUGUCCAACCACUAAACAGACACCAAACAACCAAGUGGUGUUUGCCUGACACAAGUGUAUGAAAUCCAGGAGUGCAACCUAAGAAGGGGAAGAAGUUGCUGGAAGACUGGGGCCAGUGGCUGACCCAGAGUGGGAUCAUAGAACAGAAGCAGCAAAGAACACCUUGAAGUGGUGUGGAGAUGGACUCUGAGAAUCCUGGGAGUGAAUAAAAUGGAAAACAACAAAUCAGAGUAAAGUGAGGGAAUGUCAGUAAGGGUUGACAGAGCACCCAUUAGAUUUUUGAGUUCACUCAGCUAAACAAAUAAGAAUGUAUGGAGGGGACAACCUUGAAAAUCACUGAAAUUGAGUUAGAAUGAUUUAUAGAGGGAUUAUAGAGAGAAAGAAUAAGGAGGACCCCUCCCACUGAGUUUUGAGUGGACCCUUCCGCUUUUCAAACCUUUCUGGCAACAAGGUGCACUUUAGUCCAAUCUUAAUCUCAGACUUGAACAAUGCUUUGUGCCUAAUGAAUUAUCCAUACAAAGUUUAUCACAAUUUGGAGUAACUACAUGGAUUAGUAAUGUUUCAUAGUGUAUUCUCAGCAAGCUCUCAGUUACUUACCUGAGGAUCUGUCAUAGGUGGAUACUGAGGAUAUCUCAUAUCUCCACCUUGGCUAAGGGAGGGUUCCCCUCAUCUCAGGUAAGGUAUUUCUAAUUUUGAGAGGGCUCCCAGCUCAAGAAUGGAGUCACUGGUGUGCAGUCCAGCUGAAAUUCAGGGACAGCUCUAAUUGGGCUUUUCUGGUCAUGAUAACUGGUAGAGUGAAGUAGUGGUCUUCUGGUCAAUAGGACAGGUAAGAUGGAUUUCUGUUUAGUAUUGAU
Cinclus cinclus is the source of this 3663-nucleotide messenger RNA. RefSeq lists its product as uncharacterized. NCBI's taxonomy places the organism in Eukaryota, Metazoa, Chordata, Aves, Passeriformes, Cinclidae. The transcript has 5 exons. The coding region runs from base 1547 to 1918 and encodes 123 amino acids. The record is from RefSeq and is a predicted model, not a curated record.